UCUCAACACCUGAUCCCUCGUAUCCACCAUGCAUCUGAGCAGCUAAGCGUCUAGAAGGAUGAGUCAAUUGUCAAAUCAUUUUUCAUCUUCCAACCCUUGAAAGUAUUUGAUUUGACUCAGUUAUAUUGACCACACUCAGGCCAAACUUCCUACUCUCUUGUCCUGAGUCACAAGUGGAACAACGUCCAGCUAUGGGAGCAGGGCUCCUUGUCGCAAUUGAUCCUGAGGAGAUCCUCGCCUCGAAUCCCCGCGGUCUCACUCUCGAUCAAGUCGCUUACUUUGGGCAAGCCCUCGUCCAGGCUACUCCCGAGAAUUUCGACCAAAGCCUCUCGUUCCUUCGCAACCACUUUUCCUCCCUUGCUAUCUACUUUGACGUCCGCAAACUUAAGAGCUGGGAUAAUGUCAUUGACAUCCUCAAUAAUGGCGCCGCAAAGAUUUUUGUUACCUUUGAACAACUAAAAGCCUUAUCUCAAGAGCAAACCAUCGCCCCCGACCGGCUCGUCUUGACCAUAUCCCUCGUUAAUCCCAAAACUGAUCUCGACAAGCUUAAAGCCUUCCUCUCCGAAAACCCAAAUUGGAAAACUACCGAGUGGGCGUUUGAUGGAGACAAAGGCAAUGAGGUCGUGGACCUGGUUUUGAAAGAGCUUGGAAACUACCCUCCUAGCCCGGACCAGACUCUAUUCGUUGCCGUCACGAGCGAGACUGAUGGAAGGAACUUGCUCCAUGAAUACCCCGGCAACGCCCUUGUCAUCUCGUCCAAGUCUCUGACCUUUGACAAGUCCAAGGACGAAAAUAAAAACUUGAUUUCUGCUGUUGACUUGGUUAUUGCCGGUGCGACUGCGGAUCGAAAGACUGGACUUUAUGCAACCACCGUCGUCGAUGAGCGCGAUGUAGCUCUCGGCCUGGUCUGGAGCAGCAAAGAGAGCAUCUCUGAAGCAUUGAAGACUGGCACUGGCGUCUACCAGAGUCGAAAGCGAGGCUUGUGGUACAAAGGUGCUUCCAGUGGUGACACUCAGAAGCUCAUCAGCAUUGGUUUUGACUGCGACAAGGACACCCUUAUCUUCAAAGUUCACCAGCAAGGUCGUGGGUUUUGCCAUUUAGCCACCUAUUCAUGCUGGGGUAAAGAAUCGGGUCUCUCAAGGUUACAGCGCACGCUGCAACAGCGCAAGUCCGAUGCUCCUGUGGGUUCCUAUACUGCCAGACUCUUUAAUGAUCCCAAACUCCUCAACGCCAAGAUCAAGGAGGAGGCCGACGAACUGUGUGAGGCCACAAGUAAAGAAGAUAUUGCUUCCGAAGCAGCAGACCUAUUGUACUUUGCACUGGCGAGGUGUAUCGCAGCCGAUGUCACCUUGGAGGAUAUUGAGAAAAAUCUGGACUUGAAGAGCCUCAAAGUCAAGCGGAGAAAGGGUGAUGCAAAACCACAAUAUGUCGAGGAGAAGCCAGUUGCCCCAACUCACACAUCCAACGCCGAAACAGAAGGAGUCAACGGUCACAAAGAUGACGCCGUGAAAGAGGCAGCAUCGAUACCGAAAGGUCCCUCCGACCCAGCAGGCACCAUCUCUGGAAGAAUAUCCAUGAAGCGUUAUUCUACCUCUCAAACAUUUGCUGACGACGUCCUCAAGUCUGCCCUGCAACGCCCAGCCCAGCGGUCAAAUGAAAAGAUCAUGGGUAUUGUACGACCCAUCAUCGACGACGUACGCACCAAGGGUGACUCAGCUCUUCUCAAAUACACCCAGACUUUUGAAAAGGCCACUGGCCUCAAAUCUCCAGUUCUCAAAGCACCUUACCCUCCGUCCCUAAUGGAACUUCCUCAAGAAACAAUCAAUGCCAUCAACAUCUCAUUCGACAACAUCCUCAAGUUCCACUCCGCACAAAAGCCGGCCGCACCUCUGGUAAUCGAGACCAUGCCAGGCGUGACAUGCUCGCGCUUCACCCGUCCCAUUGAGAAGGUCGGUCUGUAUAUUCCCGGAGGGACUGCUGUCCUCCCGUCGACUGCUCUCAUGCUCGGAGUCCCUGCGAUGGCAGCAGGGUGCAAGAACAUUGUUCUAGCCUCUCCUCCUCGCCCCGACGGCACCGUCACUCCUGAAAUCGUCUACAUUGCUCACAAAAUUGGCGCGGAAGCGAUUGUUCUUGCGGGAGGUGCGCAGGCUGUUGCGGCUAUGGCAUACGGCACCGAGUCCGUCACCAAAGUCGACAAAGUCCUCGGUCCUGGCAAUCAAUUUGUGACCGCUGCUAAAAUGCUCGUUUCAAAUGACACCUCGGCAGCCGUCAGCAUCGACAUGCCCGCCGGACCGUCAGAAGUUCUCGUCAUCGCCGACUCGACGGCGGAUCCAGCCUUCGUCGCCAGUGACCUUCUCUCACAGGCGGAACACGGCACUGACAGUCAAGUGGUCUUGAUCGCUGUUGAUCUAGACGAGCGCCAAUUAGAUGCCAUCGACGACGAACUACACAAGCAAGCCCACCAACUUCCACGGGUAGACAUUGUCCGUGGCGCCAUCGAACACUCAAUCACCAUUUCUGUACCAACCCUCUCGUCGGCCCUUCAUUGGUCCAACUAUUACGCUCCCGAACAUCUCAUCUUACAAAUCGCCAACCCAAAGUCGGCAUUACCUGAAGUUCAAAACGCUGGAUCGGUGUUUAUUGGCGGCUGGACCCCUGAGUCAGUUGGCGACUACUCGGCCGGUGUCAACCACAGUUUGCCCACGUAUGGGUACGCCAGGCAAUAUUCUGGCGUCAAUCUUGGCAGCUUUAUGAAGAACAUCACGAGCUCCGAAGUCAGCGAGCAAGGCGUCGGCAAGGUGGGGUUUGCAGUCAUGGAGCUCGCAAGGGUCGAAGGUUUGGACGCGCACCGUCGAGCUAUGGAGUUGAGGAUGGAGAAAUUGGGCUUGGUGGAGAAGAGAUACAAGGACGUUAGCACGCAGCAAGAGCAGGAAACGACGUCGAAAGUUCACAAUGUCAGUGCGACAGUGGCGGUUCCAGCACCCGUGGAGCUGAGUGACGCCAAGACAGCUGCGGACAAGGAGAUUGAGAUUGAGAAGACAACCUUGAUGGAGAAGCCGUGAUGUUGAUGAUGAGAUUGACGCUGGCGACGGUAUCAUGGCCAUAGAGCGAGGGCCUGGUUUCCGACAUUGCCUAAGGCGUCGUGAUGGAAGAGGACGAAGAUGUUUUGAUAAUUAGAUCUCAGGUUUAGACAUUUUCUGACGAAUACACUACUACGCCCGA
Exophiala mesophila is the source of this 3222-nucleotide messenger RNA. Its product is annotated as histidinol dehydrogenase. Bases 192 to 3062 code for a protein of 956 amino acids. Gene Ontology annotation, molecular function: histidinol dehydrogenase activity; NAD binding; metal ion binding. NCBI's taxonomy places the organism in Eukaryota, Fungi, Ascomycota, Eurotiomycetes, Chaetothyriales, Herpotrichiellaceae. The record is from RefSeq and is a predicted model, not a curated record. The transcript has a single exon. Gene Ontology annotation, biological process: L-histidine biosynthetic process. Gene Ontology annotation, cellular component: cytoplasm.